AUCAUGCCCGUGACCGGACGUGGGAUUCAGUGCAAUUUCUGCUCAUUUAUGGAUUGCUUCAGGUUGAUGAGGCAAGCCUCACAGCCGGAAUCCAACGAGAUGCUCUUUGUGGGACAUGAAGUGGCCACUGAGGCGGUGUCCAUCGCGGCCAACCUGCCGAACGAGACGCGGCAGCCGCAGGAGCCCCUGCGACCCAGGAGGCAGCGGCCUCCCUUCCCGGGCGUUCCGGUGGACCCCGCCUCGGUUGGUCUGGAGCUACU
Molecule: messenger RNA, 260 nt
Organism: Cladocopium goreaui
Lineage: Eukaryota; Dinophyceae; Suessiales; Symbiodiniaceae
Source: the annotation of a GenBank genome assembly